This is a messenger RNA of Neohortaea acidophila, 3744 nucleotides long. RefSeq lists its product as uncharacterized. Bases 181 to 3690 code for a protein of 1169 amino acids. Gene Ontology annotation, biological process: leucyl-tRNA aminoacylation. The record is from RefSeq and is a predicted model, not a curated record. The transcript has a single exon. Lineage: Eukaryota; Fungi; Ascomycota; Dothideomycetes; Mycosphaerellales; Teratosphaeriaceae. Gene Ontology annotation, molecular function: ATP binding; leucine-tRNA ligase activity; aminoacyl-tRNA deacylase activity.
CAUGCGAUGACUCGCGCACAACGGCAUUGAAGCAUCCCUUCGCCACGCAGAUCGUCGUGCUCUCGCAUGAACCCGUGACUCAUCACGCUGCAGUCCCUCCGUUAUAUCUUGCCGCGGUUGCGUGGCCCGCACACCUCCCUCCUCUUCCCCCAAUCGUCCUAUCCACGCCCCUACGCAACCAUGUCGUCGGCGGUAGAGGCAACGCAAAAGGCCAUGGCGCCCCAGAGCCAAAGCGUGGGCACGCUCAAGAUCGAAAACACGGAGAAGCGCGAUGCCCUGAUCAGCUGGGAAAAGCAGUCCCAGCAAACCUGGUCCUCCACACACAUCUUCGAACAGAACGCCCCUUCGCUCCAAGAAAUCCCCUUCCACUCCAUCGCCCCGGCUGAGAUUCGCAAGAAAUACCCCAAGUUCAUGUGCACAAUGGCGUACCCCUACGUCAACGGCACUUGCCACGUGGGCCACUCCUUCACCGCCAGUAAGCUGGAGUUUGCCGUGGGGUGGGCGAGAAUGAAGGGCUACAGAGCUCUGUAUCCUCAGGGCUUCCACUGCACCGGCAUGCCCAUCAAGGCUUGUGCCGAUAAGCUCAUCCGAGAGAUCGAGCAGUUUGGGCAGGAGUUUGAGCGCUGUCCGCUCAACGCAGUCGCAGAGGAUGGCUCGAACGGAACCCCAGCCAAGGAGACCAACGGUGCCCCUCCUCCUCCUGCUCCGGCGCAAGGCGUUCCGAGGGAGGAUGUGACGAAGCACACGGCCAAGAAGUCCAAAGCCGCUGCCAAAACCAACGUCCACUUGAAGUACCAAUUCCAGAUCUUGCUCGCCCUUGGUAUUCCCAUCCAAGAAAUCCACCGCUUCGCAGAUCCGCAAUACUGGCUCGAGUACUUUCCGCCUUUGUGGCAGCGCGACCUUACCAACCUCGGCUGCCGCGUGGACUGGCGCCGGAGCAUGGUCACCACCGAUGCGAAUCCCUACUACGACAGCUUUGUGCGGUGGCAGAUGACGAGGUUGAAGGAAAUGGGCAAGAUUCGCUUCGGCAAGAGAUAUACAGUCUACAGUCCCAAGGAUGGACAGGCAUGCAUGGACCAUGAUCGUCAGACGGGCGAGGGCAUCGGCGUGCAGGAGUACACGGCUUUGAAGUUGAAGGUCCUCGAAUGGGCGGAAGGUGCAAAGAGCAAGGUCGAGGGCAAGAUUCCCAGCGGCGGUGAAGUCUAUUUCGUGCCCGCCACCCUCAGGCCUGAAACUAUGUACGGACAGAACUGCUGCUUCGUCGGCCCGCAUCUCACCUACGGCAUCUACGAAAUCGAAAAGGGGAAGCAGUACUUCUUCCUCUCCGAUCGCGCCGCACGGAACAUGGCGUUCCAGAGCAUCUUCCCCUCAUGGGGUGUCUAUCCAAAGGUCGCAGAGCUGCAAGGAUCCGAUGUGGUUGGCACGCUCGUCAAUGCGCCUUUGUCCGUACACAAGAACGGCGUUCGCAUCCUGCCCAUGGACAGCGUGAAAGCAUCCAAGGGCACGGGUGUGGUGACGAGUGUUCCGUCGGACUCCCCCGAUGACUACGCCACCUGUCUUGACCUGGCGAAGAAGGCAGACUUCUACAAGAUCAAACGCGAGUGGGUGCAGAUUGACGACAUCUUGCCCAUCAUCGAGACGCCGACGUACGGCAACUUGACAGCCAAAUAUCUCGUCGAGACCAUGAAGAUUAACUCCCCCAAGGAUGCGAAGCAGCUGGCAGAAGCGAAAGACUUGGCGUACAAGGAGGGCUAUUACAAAGGAAAGAUGGUGUAUGGCGACUUCAAAGGCAAGAGUGUGGAGGAUGCCAAACCGCUCGUCAGGCAAGAACUGAUCGACGCUGGUGAUGCUUUCAAUUACGCGGAGCCAGAUGGUGAGGUCGUCAGUCGAUCAGGAGACAUUUGCGUGGCUGGUCACCUUGAUCAGUGGUUCAUGAACUACGGCACACCAGAGCGCUCGGGGGACAACGACUGGCAGCCUGCAGUCCUGGAACAUGUGCUCGGCGCGGGAGAGGAUGGCAAGGGCUUGAAGACGUUCUCGACCGAGGUGAAGAACGCAUUCGAGCAGGUCCUGUUCUGGCUCGCGCAAUGGGCAUGUGCCCGGUCGUAUGGACUUGGGACCAAACUGCCAUGGGAUGAGGCACAGCUCGUUGAGAGCUUGAGCGAUUCCACCAUCUACAUGGCUUACUACACCUUCGCCCAUCUCUUGCACAAGGACAUCUUCGGCAAAGAGCGAGGUCCUGCAAAUAUCGGUCCGGAGGAGUUGACCAAUGAAGUCUGGGACUGGUUGUUCUGCCGGACCGAGGAAAUGCCAUCGUCCACCACCAUCUCCCACGAGACCCUUCACCGCAUGCGCCGCGAAUUCGAGUACUGGUACCCUCUUGACCAACGCUGCAGCGGCAAGGACUUGAUCCAGAACCAUCUGACCUUCUUCCUCUAUGUUCAUAUCGCCAUGUUCCCGCCGGAGUACUGGCCAAAGGCAAUCCGGGUCAAUGGCCAUCUGAUGUUGAAUGGAGAGAAGAUGAGCAAAAGCACCGGCAACUUUAUGACUCUAGCGGAUUGCGUGGCGAAGUUCGGUGCAGAUGCCACGAGAAUUGCGCUUGCAGACGCUGGCGAUGGCAUCGAGGAUGCAAACUUCGAGGAGACGGUCGCGAAUGCGAACAUCUUGCGUCUGUACGAAUUGCGACAAUGGUGUGAGAGUGUCAUCUUCGAUGUACGGGAAUUGAAGGCCGCCGAGAUCUUUUCAGACAUCAAGGACAAGGAGAAGCACAAGACCAAUGACUCCAUCCAACGGACUGGAGAGAAGAUCAUCUGGGACGAAUUGUUCGAGAACGAGAUGAACGGCCUCGUGAAGGAGACGCAUGAGCAGUACGAGCUCACCAACUACAAAGCCGCCGUCAAGUCCGGCUUCUACGACUUCCUGUCUGCUCGAGACUUCUACCGCGAGGCGACCAAAGCCGCGGGGGUGGGCAUGCAUCACGGCCUCGUCAAACGCUACGUGGAGCUCCAAGCCCUUAUGAUCACCGUCAUCGCUCCGCAUUGGUCCGAAUACAUCUGGCGCGAAGUCCUCAAGAAACCAGACACCGUCCAAAACGCUCUCUUCCCCAGCGUGCCUGAGCAAAAGCCCGAGCUGACCGCUGCUCGCGACUACGUGCGCAACACAAGCAGCAGCAUCACGAGCGCCGAGGGCGCGCAGCUCAAGAAGAUGCAAAAGGGGAAGCAAACCUCCUACGACCCCAAGCAGGAGAAGCGCCUCUCCAUCUUCUGUGCGGAGAAGUACCCCGCGUGGCAGGACUCCAUCAUCGAGCUCGUGCGCAGCAACUUUCACGACAUGAAGCUCGAUCUGGCUGCGAUUUCAAAGUCCCUGCCCAAGGCCGAGAGCAAGCGCGGCAUGCCGUUUGUGCAGCAGCUCAAGCGAUCGUUGGAAACGGGCAUCGAUUCGUCCACGGUCUUGGAGAGGAAAUUGGCAUUCGAUGAGGUCAAGGUGCUGAGAGAGAUGGUGCCGGGGUUGAAGCAGACGGUGUUGAGGUGUAAGGAGGUGGUGGUUGUGGCCAUCGAUGAGGGAGGCAAGACGGGAACUGUCGUUGCUGGGAGUGAAGGUGUGAAAGUGGGAGAGAAGAAGCAGGAUCUGCCGAGUGUGGCGGAGAAUGCUGUCCCUGGGCAAGCGACGUUCUUUUUUGAGAACGUGUAGAGGCCAGCCAGGAGGAUGAGACAGUGAGGUUGAGUUCACGAAGAAGCGCCAACA